UUUCAUUUUAGGAACUUUAUCAUGUUUUUUGUAAAUAUCACGAUAACGAGAUAAGUUUUGUAAAUGUGUAAUAAAUUAAUUGUAAUUAUAAAAUCCUUGUAAAUAAGAUAUUUAAGAUAACUGCUAAUAAGUAUUUACAAUGGCUAGCUCCACACAACACACAAUAGUUUGUUUUGAAGAUGUGAAGUCUUUCCCGCCUGUUGUAAAUGGAAAAAUUAAUUUGGUGAGCUUCUUGGAAGCUGCAACGGAUUUGGUCUACCUUGUUGAACGCCUUGGCACAGCUUUUGCACCUGUAAAAUUUGAUAUGCAAGGAAAUAUUGAUAGAAUAAAAAAAAAUUACAAAUUUGAUGAAAAUUCCUGUUUACUGAUGUUAAUGCUUGAAGAAAUUAAUAAUGGUAAAGCUCCUGUUACUGAAGGAGUUUUAUGGCUUAACAGAGCUCUGCUGUUUUUUGAAUUAGUAUUUGUAGAUAUACUAGAAAAUUUACAGGCAAAAAAGGAGAUAAAUAUGAAAUAUGUAUUCACCAAAGCAUAUGAAGGUUCUGUAAAGAAGUAUCACAGUUGGGUCACACAACAAUUAUUUAUAUUCAUCUGCAAGAUGUCACCAACUUUUGCACAAAUGAUCAAAUCUUUUGGAGUUGAUGGUGAUAUCAAAAGUUUCGAGACAAAAUUGGCGAGUUUCAAUAUCACAUUGCACUUAAAUCGCUGCAAGAUAGACGACUUUUUUAAAGACAACAACUUAUUUAGUGAUACAGCUUAACCAACAUUAAAAUCUAACUGAAACCAAAAAUAAAUUAUAGGAUAUUUUAAAGUACGUUAACGAGAUAUAUUAUACAUAUGAUAAUAAAAAAAGUUCAAGCACCAGUUACAAUGAUUCAAUGGUUUGUAAGUUUUGAUAGAAGUUAAAUUAUGUGCUAGCAUUAAAACUAUAAAUAUAUCUUAAAAUAAUGAACAUGAAUAAGUGAAAAAAAGCUACAGAAUUAGAGACACAGCAGAGGCAUGAAGAGGUUUAAUCACUUUUAAAAAGUAGUUUUAGAUAAUUGAAUAUUGACUUAUUGGUUGUAACGGAAUUUGCUAAAAGCAAAAAGUCAGGAUGCUAAAAUAUACUUUUUACAGGAAAGGCAAAAUAAUGUGUAACCGAACGUAGAUUCGAAUACACCUAGCUUCUGAAUUCCAAUUACUUUAACAAAUAAAGUCACUGCAUUAGAUGCAGCCAAUACCCUUGUUACUCCACAGCUACUGAGAGCACUUGAUUGCGAAUUUCUUGCUCUGAUAGCCUUUGUUUAGAAUUAGAAGAAUUAAGACCUGAGUGAGCUGAUCAUUCAUAGUUGGAAAGGGGAUUUAGGUAAAUGUUAAUCGGAAUCGGAGAAAAAAAUCUUAAUGUGGACAAAUAAAACUCCUGCAAUUCAAGCUGCCUUAAAAGUAAGUACUUUGGCACUGAAAGAUUAAAACGAUGUCUUACGGUUUACUAUGGCAACAUUUCAAAGGAGGAGUUAAAUGCAGUCUUCAUCACAAAUACUGAGUUAUAGAACAUAAUUUCCGUUAAAAAUUUUGUUCGUGGAAAGUUAACAUCACUAGUCAGAUUGUUCCAAAAUGAAUUUGAAAAUGUCGAACCUUUACAUUUAAACACUGUACUUUGUAGAUCCAUUCAACUGUGUCAAAAUUAUAUCAUUUUUCCCUUGAAGUUUUCCCAGUGUUUCUACAAAUAAAAAACCAGUGCCUUGAAGAGUUUAAUGGCAAAUACAAAUAUUUAAAUAUGAAUGUUGAAAACCAUUUUAAUGAAAUCUUAUAUAUUUUGAUACCAAUAAUAAAUUUAAUAAAUAUGAGUCAGAGUAUUGAUUUACUUUUAUAUGAACGGAGAAGUUUUCUG
Molecule: messenger RNA, 1867 nt
Organism: Bombyx mori (domestic silkworm)
Lineage: Eukaryota; Metazoa; Arthropoda; Insecta; Lepidoptera; Bombycidae
Product: glycolipid transfer protein
Biological process (GO): intermembrane lipid transfer
Cellular component (GO): cytoplasm
Molecular function (GO): lipid transfer activity
Source: RefSeq, marked provisional